AUGAAAAAUAUUUGUGAGCAGCCAAAUGAAUUGAUUAAUAGUUGUUCCUGCAUACUGCAAAAACUAAAGCAGCUCAAGUUGAGCUUGCAAUCAUCAGUUCAUAAUGAUUAUGCAUUAAAAAAGAUUAUACAACAUAUAUCCAAAAUAAUUGAUGAAGUGGAUAUAUUUAAUACUUCAUUAAAAACCUUUGGAUGUGUCCCAAAAAAUUGUGAAAGUAAAAUUCAGUUUCAAAACGAGCAAAUAUGUAUCUUACUAAAGACCUUCUCCCGAAACAAAACUCUAAGAGAAGAAACGGAUAAAGUGCUAAGCAAGGUAUAUAUUGACUUUAUGCAACUAAAGAAGAAGUCUCCUUCACCUUCUAUUAAAUCUCUCAAAGAAGAUAAGGAAAUACUAAUCAAAAAUAAUGAGCAAUUAGUGCAACAACAGGAAAAUAGAAAGAACAGAACCAAUGAAAGUGUACAGAAAAAAGCCGAGGAAACUUUGGUCAAAACUGAGAAUUGCAAAACGAAGGCUCAUAAACUUCCACUUUGUGAAAUAUCAAACAUCAACAUAAACAAUUAUGAAAACACACACCAAAAUAAAGGUGGCCAUCAAAGCAAUAAUCAAAAAGCCCUCUUGAAACUGUUUUCUUCAACGGGACAAGCAGAUUGCAAUAAGAACAAAGAAAAACAGGAAGAUACUCCAAAAAAACCUGUUUCCUCAGUGAAUGGAUAUAUUGUGUCAUAUGACCCAGAAGAAGAUGUUAAUAGUUUUAGAAACACUAUUCAACAGUCUCCUGAAUACCCAUUUUUAAAUGUGCCAUGCUCAGGAAAAAGCUCACUCAAAGUCAAAGAAAAUCCUAACUUUGAACAGGAAAGAAAAGCCAUACUAGAAAGUGACAAGACAAGCAAUUUAGAAGAACACAAUGAUGAACUUGAAAAGCCUUUCUCCCCUAAACUUAUGUCAAAAAGGGCUUGGAUGAAAAUAAAGUUGGAAACACUAUUUCAGAAGAUAUUUGAUACCGAAAAGCGCUUUAAGGAGAGUGGAAAUGAACCAAUAUAA
Messenger RNA from Brettanomyces bruxellensis, 1041 nucleotides. RefSeq lists its product as uncharacterized. The transcript has a single exon. The coding region runs from base 1 to 1041 and encodes 346 amino acids. Lineage: Eukaryota; Fungi; Ascomycota; Pichiomycetes; Pichiales; Pichiaceae. The record is from RefSeq and is a predicted model, not a curated record.